GACCUAAAUGUCAAAGAUCUCAUCGGUACUUAUCGACCUCAGCGGAACUAUCCAUAUUGAAGAGUUUGCUAUCCCUGGAGCACAGACGGCUCUUGAACUUUUACGGCAACAUGCGAAAGUGAAAUUUGUUACCAAUACUACCAAAGAAUCAAAACGGCUACUGCACCAACGUCUGAUCAAUUGCGGAUUCAAGGUUGAAAAAGAAGAGAUUUUUACGAGUCUUACUGCUGCUCGUGAUCUUAUCGUUAAGAAUCAGUACCGUCCUUUUUUCAUUGUAGAUGACCGAGCAAUGGAAGAUUUUGAAGGAAUAUCAACUGACGAUCCAAAUGCAGUUGUUAUCGGUCUGGCGCCUGAGAAGUUUAACGAUACGACAUUGACUCACGCGUUUAGGCUCAUCAAAGAGAAAAAAGCUUCACUUAUUGCCAUCAACAAGGGUAGAUAUCACCAGACAAAUGCGGGUCUCUGCCUGGGCCCCGGUACGUACGUUGCGGGAUUGGAAUACUCCGCUGGUGUUGAGGCAACAAUUGUCGGAAAGCCAAACAAGCUGUUCUUUGAAUCUGCUCUUCAAUCUCUGAAUGAAAACGUUGAUUUUUCGUCAGCUGUUAUGAUUGGUGAUGAUGUGAACGAUGAUGCACUGGGUGCAAUAAAAAUAGGAAUGAGAGCGAUUCUUGUCAAAACUGGAAAGUUUAGAGAUGGAGACGAACUGAAAGUCAAAAACGUGGCCAAUUCUUUUGUUGACGCCGUUAACAUGAUCAUCGAAAAUAAAGUAGAAAAUGGCUAGAGAUUCUUGUAAUUAUUUUUAUUGUCGAUUUAAGAGUGCUACAAUAAUACAUAUCCCCCACGUCGUUGUGUUUUGAACGUGUUUUCCUUUCAAAUAUUUGUCCCUUUUUUAUGAAAAUUUGUAAUUU
Messenger RNA from Caenorhabditis elegans, 908 nucleotides. It is a transcript of the gene K08B12.3, whose product is annotated as Haloacid dehalogenase-like hydrolase domain-containing protein 2. Bases 8 to 781 code for a protein of 257 amino acids. Gene Ontology annotation, cellular component: nucleus; cytoplasm. The transcript has 6 exons. Gene Ontology annotation, molecular function: inorganic diphosphate phosphatase activity; phosphatase activity. The record is from RefSeq and is marked reviewed. NCBI's taxonomy places the organism in Eukaryota, Metazoa, Nematoda, Chromadorea, Rhabditida, Rhabditidae.